UAGUAUUAUGAAGUAAUAAAGAGUCCUCAAAAAUGUUUAUUAUAAAAACAUAUCGUACCAGGAAAAUGGAGACAGCAAUUUAUUGAAAAUCGGAAAAAAUGUGAAAAUCACAAUUUUUCAGUCAAACCAUGGGUAAAUUUCCCAUGGGAUUUGGGUCUCAAAAUUUGGUGUAUGGAUUCCUAGUAUUAUGAAGUAAUAAAGAGUAAUCCAAAAAUAUUUAUUAUGAAAAAAUAGAAACAUAUUAUACCAGGAAAAUGGAGACAGUAAUCUAUUGAAAAUCGGACAAAACUGGGAAAAUCACAAUUUUUCAGUCAAAGCAUGGGUAAAUUUCACAUGAGAUUUGGGUCUCAAAAUUUGGUGUUUGGGCUCCUAGUAUUAUAAAGUAAUAAAGAGUCCUACAAAAAUGUUUAUUAUGAAAAAAUAGAAACAUUUUAUACCAGGAAAAAGGAGAUGGCAAUUUAUCGAAAAUAGCAAAAAAUCAUGAAAUAACCGAAUUUUUCAGUCGAAGCGUGGGUAAAUUUCCCAUGGGAUUUGGGUCUUAAAAUUUGGUGUGCAGGUGUUUUAGGUCAUGGACAACAGUAAGUCAAAUGAGGAAGAUGAUCCGAAAGAAAGUUGGUUUUUCGCCAUAUUUUGGACCACCCUAAUGUCCAUGGUAGAAUGACCACAAUGAUUGUGUUUAUAGAGAAUGUCCAUGGUAGAAUGACCACAAUGAUUGUGUUUAUAGAGAAUGUCCAUGGUAGAAUGACCACAAUGAUUGUGUUUAUAGAGAAUGCCCAUGGUAGAAUGACCACAAUGAUUGUGUUUAUAGAGAAUGUCCAUGGUAGAAUGACCACAAUGAAUGUGUUUAUAGAGAAUGUCCAUGGUAGAAUGACCACAAUGAUUGUGUUUAUAGAGAAUGUCCAUGGUAGAAUGACCACAAUGAUUGUGUUUAUAGAGAAUGUCCAUGGUAGAAUGACCACAAUGAUUGUGUUUAUAGAGAAUGCCCAUGGAAGAAUGACCACAAUGAUUGUGUUUAUAGAGAAUGUCCAUGGUAGAAUGACUACAAUGAUUGUGUUUAUAGAGAACGUACAUGGUAGAAUGACCACAAUGAUUGUGUUUAUAGAGAAUGUCCAUGGUAGAAUGACCACAAUGAUUGUGUUUAUAGAGAAUGUCCAUGGUAGAAUAACCACAAUGAUUGUGUUUAUAGAGAAUGUCCAUGGUAGAAUGACCACAAUGAUUGUGUUUAUAGAGAAUGCCCAUGGUAGAAUGACCACAAUGAUUGUGUUUAUAGAGAAUGUCCAUGGUAGAAUGACUACAAUGAUUGUGUUUAUAGAGAACGUACAUGGUAGAAUGACCACAAUGAUUGUGUUUAUAGAGAAUGUCCAUGGUAGAAUGACCACAAUGAUUGUGUUUAUAGAGAAUGUCCUACAAUCACCGUGAGUGUUUAUAGAGAAUGUAAGCUGUGACUAGAGCUGCGCUGGCAAAUAUUCCUAAGAACUGUCCCAUUGGAGUUCCAAAAUAUUCACUGAUUGCUUCC
Messenger RNA from Owenia fusiformis, 1516 nucleotides. The record is from the annotation of a GenBank genome assembly. NCBI's taxonomy places the organism in Eukaryota, Metazoa, Annelida, Polychaeta, Sabellida, Oweniidae.